Messenger RNA from Ectocarpus sp. CCAP 1310/34, 5512 nucleotides. NCBI's taxonomy places the organism in Eukaryota, Phaeophyceae, Ectocarpales, Ectocarpaceae. The record is from the annotation of a GenBank genome assembly.
AUGGGCACUGAGCUAUCCAAGCAGCAGUGCAGAGAAGGUGGCGACAACAAUGGUCGACGGGCGAUGGAUUCGUCAUCGGCUGCUGCUGGAGGCAAAGCACCCACAACACAGGUGGUCGUCGGGGAAUGGGCUGGCUGGUUGCAGGGUGCCGAGGUGCUAUUCCUCCAGGGAAAGUUCAGAGCCUUCCAGGAGGCUCUGCAGAACGACGUGCCCCCCCUACCGACAGAGCCGCUGGCCGCCUCGCUCCUGAAGGCGGUGGCUAAGGCAAACGCAGCCAUCGGUGGACACGCCGAAGCGUCUCUCUCCUUGUCUUCGACGGGAGGAGGGCGGGGGGGCGGAAGCGACGGGGCUGGGGGGGGCGACGGCGACUCGGAGGCGGCUCGAGAGGCCUCCAUCGCCGGCCUUGAGGUCGCCCUGCGAGAGGCCGUCGAGGUGGCCGUGCAAGCAACCUGCUCUUCCUCCGCCACCUCGCCGUCAUCGCUGCUGCCCCCGACACCGGCGGCGGCCGGGAGCGAGGCUGCGGACCUACGCGUUGCCUUGCUAGCCGCCGCGGCCGAGGAUGUGGCCGUUCAGGCGGCCUGCGCGCUCAUGGCCGCGAGGCUCGCUCAGGGCGAGGGUACGGCCGCGGACCCCGAUACUCCUGCAAGCAUCGCUUCCAACGGAGGCGGUGGCGGCGCCGCAGGCAGGGGGGGGCGCGGGCAGGGGGCGGGGGGCGGCGGGGGAGGCGAGGAGAGGAUGAAGCAGGAGGAAGAGGAGGCGGCUAGAGACGUGUUUUGGGGGGUUGACGCGCUACGAGAGGCGUUCGGCUCUGCGCUCAAGGGGCCGGGCGCUGGAGGGAAGCGUCUGCCGUUAUCGGAAGCUGCGCCUCGCCUCCUGCACCUUCUUCGGAUGUCCUGGCUGCUGGCCGUUGCCAACCUAGCCCUAGGCCGUGCCGCCGCGGCCUCGCGCAUCGUCUGCGUGGCGGAGCACGCGUACGGAGCACGCCGGUCUGCCUGGCGGAGAGCCAGUCUCCUCCUCUCCACGCGACCCACCGGGGCCUCAGCCGCCUACACCCCGCCACCGCCCCCGGCACCCCUGCACCCUCUCGGCGCAGCCACGUCUAAGCACGGAGGAGUUGGCGGAGCGGCUGGGACUCUGCGGGGCGGGGGUGGGGGGAACGACCCUGCGUUAGCCAUGUGUCGGUUCUUGCGGGGGCUGGGGUCGUUGGCGCAGGGGGAUCUGGAGGCUGCGGCGGGGCGGUUGGAGGAGAGCUUGGACCUGGACCCGCGAAACCGCCACGCGACGGUAUGCCUCGCCCACAUCUCCUGCUUCGCCUCCGCCUCGCCGGCGACAACAAGCCUCAGGUGGAAACCUUCAGACGAACGGACCCACGAGCUGCUCCGAGUCCUCUCGCUCGGCAGCUCGGCCCACUUCGACUCCAUCGAACAAGAAAUCCUCUUGCGGGGAGGAGGAGGAGGAGUAGCAGCGGCAGCAGCAGCACCGGAAGGGAAAUCGGGGAGCUUCAUGUGGAGGGCGGGCGGGGGCGGGGGAGGGGUCGAGGCGUGGCUCUUGCUGGCGUGCGCUGCGAGGGCGACGGGGAAUGCCGGGGAGGCGGUGUCCAUGUUCCGGCGGGCGCUGGCGCUUGACCCCCAGUGCUUGGAAGCGGUGUACGGCGUCGCUCGUGUCCUGCAAGAGUCGGGGGACCACGCCGCCUCCCGCGAGCUCCUCCUCUUUCUCGGGGAACGUUCCCAGGAACUUUCCGGAGGUUCUUUGCCUUCCUCGAACGGCGCCACCUCCGCCGUCCACCAAGGGAGACGUAACAGCAGUCGGUCAUCGUCCCACCAACACCGGCUGUGCUUCCCGCUGGAGGCAAGGAGGCAGGGUUUCCAACCGGGCGGCGGCGGUGGCGUUACUAUCGGCGGCGGCAGCGGCGGCGGCGCCUCCGGCGCCCUCACGGUGCUGCCGGUGGCGCUGGCGGAGGUGAUGUGGCGAGUGGCGAGAGCGUCCAUGGCGGCGAGGGACUGGCCCACGGCCAUCCUUGCCCUGGAGGGGCUUGUUGCCGCCGAGGCUACGGCGGGCGGGGAAGCGUCACCCCGGGAAGGACUGGCGUACUACUUCGCCUCCUUUGCGAAGGGCGGGGGCGCCCGAGCGUCGCGCCGCGGCCCUGGGAGAGCGAGAGUCUUGCGCGCGCUCGCCUACAGCCAGAUCCAGAGAGGGCUGUAUCGCGAUGCCCUUGAGACGGUGGGGACGGUGCUGGGGGAUGGGUCCGGCGGCGGUAGCGGCGGCGGCGGCGGCGGCGGCGGCGGCGGUAGCGGCGGUGGAGGCGGAGAGGAGGAGGAUGCUGCGAUGCUGAUGCUACGGGCGGAUGCCUUGCUAUGCCUGGAGGAAGACGAGACCUGCGCGGGAGACAGCCUCGACAGGGCGUUGCGGCUCCUCGCUCGCCGUCAGGUGGACUUGUCCGUGCCGCCACCGUCGCGAGCAGCAGCAACGGGGUCGGCGUUUGGGGAAUCCUCGCCGCCGGCGCCCAAGCGAAAGAAGCCUGAGGCCGAACAGCAGCAGCAGCAGCAGCAGCAGCAGCAGCAGCCGCUGGUGAAAAUCACGGCGGCUCCGACCGGCGGCAGCGGAGAGAGCGACUCCCGGAACCACCCCGCCUUCUCUCCGCCCCCGCACGGCACCGGCGGCGGCGGCGGCACCGGCGGCGGGGCGACGCCAAAGGACGACCGCGACCGUAGACUCGCACGGGCCGCGGCGUUCAACAACCGAGCGGUGCUCCUCAUAGCCUUCGGCCGGGGAGAGGAGGCCUGCCGGUUGCUACGGGCAUGCCUGCUGCUACUGCCGGAGGAGCCGCGCCCGACGUUCAACUUUUCGCUCGCCUUAUGGAGGCUGGGCAGGAGACGGGACGCGUGCGCGCACUGGCUGGAGGCGAGGCGGUGGUUGGGGGUCGGCGGCGGUAGGCGUGAGGCGUAUGUGAAGCUCCUGGAGUCGGCACGGCGGCGAAAGCUUUCGCUGCAAUCCGAUGCCGUCAACAAGGCGAACAAGACAGGCGGACACGGAGACUCUUCCUCGGCAGCAGCAGCAGCAGCAGCAGCAGCAGCAGCAGCAGCAGCAGCAGCAGCUGCCGCGGUGACUUCGCACGUGACGGAAGGAUCAGGAGGCGACCCCCUGUCGCUUCCACAAAUCCAGGUGUGCCUCCUAGACAUUCGGUGCCUGACUUGGUGGCUCGACAACAACUUAGGGGUGGAGGACGAGGAGCAGGCGCUAGGGCCGGCCGCAGCAGCGGCCGGGGGAAGUCACGGCUCUCGCGGCGGCCUGCGUUCCCGCCUGCGGUAAACCUCGUGCAGGGUAGGGGUCUUCCAAACUCCGAGCGAGGAUGAAUCGCAAUGUAGCUUCUCGGUGCUUCAGUAGACAAAACUGGUGGGGUGUGGAUGUAUGGGGGGCUUGGCAUUGGCGAUACCUUCCCAGACGCACAUGUUGCUGCUUGGGAUGGAUUGAGGAGAGGUUUGCUGUCGAAGGGCGUUGAUGUCGGGGUACACCGCCGCCUUGGACCGUGCGCGGAGGGCAGGCAACGAGAAGGCCGUGUUUUUUGCUCGGGUGGCGGGGGGGGAGAGAACUCCCUGUCCAAACGAGACUGUGAGCAACGUGUGGACCCUCUUUGGACUUUGACACAGAGGACAUGGCACCGAACAGCGCGGAAGAAGAAGGAUCUGUUUUGAAACUCGAGAACGCUUUUGUUCGAAACCCAAACACGCCUCUUGGAUUUUGCGCAAGACCCUCCGAAAGGAACGGGAGUGGAUGAACUUCGUCAGGCACGCCUGUUUGGCGUCUGGGGAAUGAAAUCCCCACGAAUUUUCUCAGCUGGGGAACGAAGUUUCCACGAAAUUUCUCUAGUAUUGGCGCCGUCUGUCCCGUGCAUAAGUUGCGUCGCACACGACGGUACUAUUUAUUUCCACACGGCCGGAGGAAAAGGUUUGGCAGCACAUGGCGGCGUUUUUUCUGUGUAUUCUGGUGUCUCCGUACCGAGGGUCAUUUAAUCUACACGUAGUGAGUAUCGGAUUGGAUGAGGCCUCUUGUGCCGCCUGACUGUGGUCCACCCAUCCUCGGGUGCGUUCGUUGGUUUUCUUUUUUGGUGGACCACUUCGGAGUGAACCGGUCUCACCCGACUUUCCCUCAAGGCGUCCUGGUACUUGGUGUUUAUUUAUGGUACCACACAGUCGGCAUCCACCUUUCGUAGAACGCGCGGCGACAAUGGUAGCUUCUGCGUCAGCUCAUAACCCGUAUGUGUGAUGGUGAGACCAGACGACGCCAGAAAACCACUUUUUCACCGACGAGGUGUGUUCACUAUAACGCUCGAUCGUUUGUUCAAAACCUUACACCACAUGGCAAACAGCCGAGAUGACCCGGAUCGUAAUACUUCAUUCACCGCCUACGCUCAGAACGCCUCAGCACGCUGCUGUCUAGUACAUGGGUGCUCCACCGUAGGAUGAAAACACAAUCGGGCGGUUUCAGGAACGAGGUGGGUGGGGCAGCGUCUGCAUCGGCUCGUGUGCUCUCGGAAACAUGAUGGCCCGCAUGUUGCCCCGGCCUAAUCCAGUCGAACUCCUACCGCCGGUUGACAGAAUAAGCUCCUAGACCGUGUCGGUAUUACAGCUGAAGCGUUGUGAACGAACGGGGUUACUCCCAAAAACAUGAAUGCGAGCAAGCUUGUUGUGGAUGCUCAACCCGUGGUGCUUCAAACGUUCUUGCACCCGUUAUUCACUGAAACCGGUACGAUUACCUACCGUGAUACAUUUUGUUCAACUACUACCUGAGACAAUUCCCCCUGCUAUGAACAGGCAAGCCUCGUGCCAACAGAAACAAACCCAACCACAUCUUGUCACCAAUAAAUUACCCCCAUUACUCCACGUCACCCCCACAUGCAUGCGAAUCACGCAGACACCAACGAACGGCAAGACUUACGGAAACCCAUAGAAGUACUACCGGACUGACCGCUCCUUCGUCACUAAACAAAGAAGCAAACGUUCUACAGCACUAGACUAUGUUGACUGCGCCGGCAUCAAGCGCGCAGAUUCAGGCAUUGUCCGCGCGCACUCUGUCGAGUCUGCACGUGACACUUUGCAACACGCAAGCGAAGCGGGGAACUGAGAAAAAUACGACGCUCCUCCCUCCCCCAUGUCAAUGAAGGCACCCGAUGCAGACGUAACUGCAUCAUGGCUGAAAAAGAUGAAGGCCGGGGCAAAACGAAAACAAAACGCCCCUGAAACGCUUCCGAAUGCUCCGGAAUAGCACUGGAACCCCGCGCUCACAUCGGAGACAACCAGUUAACUCGGACUACUUGUGUCAAAAUACUGGUUGGUGACCAUAUUUUUGUUCAGGCAACGCUCGAAAAGCGGAAGAACCGGCAUAGACCUAGCAAAUGGGCGACACAAGCCACCCAAGCUCCUGAAAUUCGAAUGAAACUACAACCCGGCCGCAGUUGUGACUCGCUCAAUAUUUCGUCAACAGCAGUAGUAUCACCGUUUAGAGGAAUGCCCGC